Molecule: messenger RNA, 993 nt
Organism: Papaver somniferum (opium poppy)
Lineage: Eukaryota; Viridiplantae; Streptophyta; Magnoliopsida; Ranunculales; Papaveraceae
Product: protein ALP1-like
Exons: 3
Coding region: 1-993 (330 amino acids)
Source: RefSeq, a predicted model, not a curated record
AUGGAAAAGGAUGUAUUUAUCAAAUUGUGUUUUGAACUGCAACAAUAUUAUGGGUUAGAAGGUAGUAGGAGAACGACUGCUGAGGAGAUCGUUGCAAUGUUCUUGCACACACUAGGACAUGGAAAUGUAAACAGGUUAACACAAGAACGAUUCCAGCACCCGGGUGAAACUGUAAGUAGAUAUUUCAGCAUGAUGCUCGAUGUUGUGUGUCGUUUAGCAGUUGAUAUAAUAAAGCCUUCGAAUCCUACAUUCAGAGACACCCACAAGGAAAUAGCAAGAGAUACAAGAUAUAUGCCUCAUUUUAAGGACCAGGACUGCAUUGGCGCAAUAGAUGGUGUACAUGUCCCAUCUACAAUAUCCCAAGACAAUCAAGAACUGUAUAUUGGGCGCAAAGGGACUCCCUCUCAAAAUGUAACGAUGGUUUGUAACUUUGACAUGCAAUUUAUAUUUGUAUGUGCAGGUUGGGAAGGCAGUGCCCAUGAUCCAAGGAUACUUGCAUCAGUUCUUGCUAAUCCAAAUAUGGAAUUUCCAAAUCCUCCAAAAGGAAAAUACUAUGUAGUGGAUGCUGGGUAUGCACAAAUGGAUGGUUAUUUGGGACCAUACAAGGGUGAAAGGUAUCACAUUUUAGAUUUGCGUCGAGGUAACAAGCCAACUGGUCAAAAGGAGGUAUUCAACCAUAUGCACUCUUCCCUUAGGUCUGUGAUUGAGCACUCUUUUGGAGUAUGGAAGAAAAAAUGGAAGAUUCUAAGAGAUAUGCCAAGUUACCCGUAUACAAGACAAGUUCAGAUAGUCGUUCCGAUGAUGGCCAUUCGUAACUAUAUUAGGAGAUAUGCUACUAGGGAUAGACAUUUUGAAGAUGCUGAUAAUGGUGUUUAUGAUGCAACCAAUGAACCAGACAAUGAAGAAGAAGAACAUAACUAUACCAACCGAUGGGGAUCAAAAGAAAUGAAAAAAUUGAAAGAUGAAAUUGCUAAAAGUUUGAUGGGAGAUUAA